This is a messenger RNA of Aspergillus versicolor CBS 583.65, 888 nucleotides long. RefSeq lists its product as uncharacterized. The coding region runs from base 1 to 888 and encodes 295 amino acids. NCBI's taxonomy places the organism in Eukaryota, Fungi, Ascomycota, Eurotiomycetes, Eurotiales, Aspergillaceae. The record is from RefSeq and is a predicted model, not a curated record. Gene Ontology annotation, biological process: mitochondrial citrate transmembrane transport. The transcript has 4 exons.
AUGGAAAAGACAAACAGUGUCCAGCAGGGCUCACCAGGAGUUACAAUCCGACUGCUGGCCGGUGGCAUUGCGGGAGCAGCGGAGACUAUGAUAACUUAUCCGUUUGAGCUGGUCAAAACUCUUCGGCAGCUCCCUAGAAGCAGCAUCAGAGACUUUCACCCGCCGUCGUCCGUUUCCCUCCUUCAGUCCACUCUCCGCAGCCAGGGCAUAUUGGGACUAUACGCGGGCUGCACGGCUCUCGCAACCAGCAACGCACUGAAAGCGUCGAUCAGGUUUUUCGCCUUCUCCAGUAGUAAAGGCUGGUUGCAAUCCGUUGGCUUCGUCAAUGAGAAUGCAGCAACGAUGUUGGCUGGCGUCACGGCCGGGACUGCAGAGUCGGUUCUUGUUGUUACGCCCGCGGAGGCCCUGAAGACGAGAAUUAUCGAGGCCAAUAAACGCGGCCCCGAGGUUGCGAAGCCAGGGACGGCGAGGAUGGCGAGGGAGCUUAUAGAAAAGGACGGUAUCGGGGCAUUCUGGAGAGGCACGGUGCCGGUAGUAGGUAAACAGGCUGUGAAUUCCACAGUCAGGUUCACGACGUUUGGAGUGCUACAGGGGGAGGUUGCGAAGCGAUGGCCUGAAGCCGCCGGGAAUAUGAGCACGACGCUGGCGAUGGGAACCCUGAGUGGGAUUGUGACGGCAUACUGCUCGAUGCCAUUCGAUAACAUCAAAACUCGCAUUCAGAGUGCUGGCCACACGCAUAUUGGUAUGUUUGAUUGUGCGGCAGAUAUGGCGCGGAGGGAGGGACUCAGGACCUUUUGGCGAGGUACAACACCACGUCUGAUGCGCUUAAUGCUGUCAAGCAGCAUAACAUUCACAGUAUAUGAACAAUUUGUCCAAUUUGUUAGUUGA